UAUCUUUCAGCAAGUACCGAGAGACGUGUUCUUCUCUCAAGCAUAUACUCUCAAUCCCCACCUUUCAAUCAUUGAUGCCUUUCCUUCAGUAUAAAUAUCACACCCCUCAUCCAACCUUCCUGCUGGAGCACAGCUCUCCUCUUUCUCUCAACCCAACUCCAUUCAGCUCAGGCUUCUCAGCUCAUAGCCUUUCUUUCCGGCAUUUCACUUACAGAUAUUUUCAUAUUCUUUUUCCCACUAAACUAAGUGUAGAACCAUUAGCGCAACAUUUACAGGUGGUGGUGCAUUGGUGUUUGAAGGAGGAGAUGGUGGAGAGUGAUACUAAGCUGCCUUUCAGCAUGGACUCGGACCCACCAUUUGAAGAAACCUACAAGACCCUCUUCGAGAACUCCAUCGAAGAGUCUAAAAUCAACAGGGCCAACCAGAUUCUCAUCACCUGUGAGAAAUGCGAGCUCCCACUCAUCGAUAUCGGGCGGCUGAGUAUGGGGGAAUUGGAGAGGGAGGAGUGCAAGAAAGAGAUAGCUCGAGCUUCACAGGAGUGGGGUUUCUUUCAGGUGAUUAAUCAUGGAGUUUCAUCGGAAAUUUUGGAGGAUAUGAGGAGUAAGCAAAUGCAAGUCUUCAAACAGCCCUUUCGCUUGAAGACCAACCACCAGUACUUGAAUCUCUCGGCCGGUUGCUACCGAUGGGGGACCCCCACAGCCACAUGCCUCAGCCAGUUAUCGUGGUCCGAAGCCUUCCAUAUUCCCCUCAUGGAUAUCUCCUCUUCCGGUGGCCUCCCCACCACCCUCAGCUCCACAAUGGGACAAUUUGCUGCAACAGUUUCAGAUCUGGCCCAAAGAUUAGUUGAAAUUUUAGCAGAGGAAAUGGGCCAUAAAUCAACAUUCUUCAAAGAAAAAUGUCUCCCAAGCACCUGCUACAUUCGAAUGAACCGAUACCCACCAUGCCCAACCUCUCAGAUCUUUGGGUUGAUGCCACACACUGACAGUGACUUCCUCACAAUACUGCACCAAGACCAGGUUGGAGGAUUGCAGUUAGUCAAAGAUGGGAGGUGGAUCGCAGUUAAACCCAACCCAGAAGCUCUCAUCAUCAACAUUGGCGACUUGUUUCAGGCUUGGAGCAAUGGUGUUUAUAAGAGUGUUCAACACAGGGUUGUGACUAACCAGAAAGUGGAAAGGUUUUCUACUGCUUACUUCUUAUGUCCUUCAUAUGAUGCUGUGAUAGAGAGCUGUGUGGAGCCUUCACUGUAUCGAAAAUUUAGCUUUAGAGAAUUCAGACAGCAGGUUCAAGAGGAUGUUCAGAAACUGGGUUACAAAGUUGGUCUCCCUAGGUUUCUUGUAUAAAGCUCCAUUCCCACAAAAUCUCAGUACCACUGCCGAUGUCUAUACUUCAAUUAGGUUUUGUAUUGAGUGCCAAAGCAACUAAGGGUAUAGUUUAAGUACAAUUGAAAAUUUUAGAAAGAUGAUAAAUAGAAGAUUUAGGAGGUUUGGAAGUAGGCUAAGCUCUCUUUUGCUCGACUACAGUUGUGAAAUAUAUCUAUAUUUUGGUUGUUUGGAGAUUGCUACUAUAUCCAUCAGAAGAUAUUCACUAAUCCUCCCAGAGUGGAAUUGUAUUAA
This is a messenger RNA of Vitis riparia (riverbank grape), 1613 nucleotides long. Its product is annotated as gibberellin 2-beta-dioxygenase 8. The transcript has 4 exons. Bases 75 to 1340 code for a protein of 421 amino acids. Lineage: Eukaryota; Viridiplantae; Streptophyta; Magnoliopsida; Vitales; Vitaceae. The record is from RefSeq and is a predicted model, not a curated record.